Sycon ciliatum is the source of this 567-nucleotide messenger RNA. RefSeq lists its product as uncharacterized. Bases 1 to 567 code for a protein of 188 amino acids. NCBI's taxonomy places the organism in Eukaryota, Metazoa, Porifera, Calcarea, Leucosolenida, Sycettidae. The transcript has a single exon. The record is from RefSeq and is a predicted model, not a curated record.
AUGUACUGGGGUAGAGAUACAGCACUGCAGGGUAGUCCUCAGCCUAUGUACUGGGGUAGAGAUACAGCACUGCAGGGUAGUCUUCAGCCUAUGUACUGGGGUAGAGAUACAGCACUGCAGGGUAGUCUUCAGCCUAUGUACUGGGGUAGAGAUACAGCACUGCAGGGUAGUCUUCAGCCUAUGUACUGGGGUAGAGAUACAGCACUGCAGGGUAGUCCUCAGCCUAUGUACUGGGGUAGAGAUACAGCACUGCAGGGUAGUCCUCAGCCUAUGUACUGGGGUAGAGAUACAGCACUGCCGGGUAGUCUUCAGCCUAUGUACUGGGGUAGAGAUACAGCACUUCAGGGUAGUCUUCAGCCUAUGUACUGGGGUAGAGAUACAGCACUGCAGGGUGGUCUUCAGCCUAUGUACUGGGGUAGAGAUACAGCACUGCAGGGUAGUCUUCAGCCUAUGUACUGGGGUAGAGAUACAGCAAUGCAGGGUAGUCCUCAGCCUAUGUACUGGGGUAGAGAUACAACACUGCAGGGUAGUCUUCAGCCUAUGUACUGGGGUAGAGAUACAGUGUAG